Messenger RNA from Aspergillus bombycis, 1743 nucleotides. RefSeq names its product GMC family oxidoreductase. The transcript has a single exon. Gene Ontology annotation, molecular function: oxidoreductase activity, acting on CH-OH group of donors; flavin adenine dinucleotide binding. Bases 1 to 1743 code for a protein of 580 amino acids. NCBI's taxonomy places the organism in Eukaryota, Fungi, Ascomycota, Eurotiomycetes, Eurotiales, Aspergillaceae. The record is from RefSeq and is a predicted model, not a curated record.
AUGGCUGUUCCGGACGGCGCUCGCUUUGACUUCAUCGUGGUUGGCGGUGGCACAGCAGGCAAUAUUGUUGCCUGCCGCCUUGCGGAAAACCCUAAUGCCCGAAUUCUGGUGGUCGAAGCCGGUAUUGGCAGCUCCAAGGAUAACGAGGAGAUCCGGACUCCCGGUCUCGCAAUGGAGAUCCGUGGCAGCCAAUACGACUGGGCUUACAAGACCACCAUGGUGAAGCGUGACGACUAUGAGCGGAUCGAGAAGCCUAAUACCCGUGGAAAGGCCCUUGGCGGCAGUUCAUCCCUGAAUUAUUUCUCCUGGGUGCCUGGUUCGAAGGGUACUUUCGAUAUGUGGGAAGAGUACGGCGGGAAGGAGUGGACGUGGGACCCUCUGGUGCCCUAUCUUCGGAAGAGUGUGACUUACCACGAUGAUGCGGGCUUGUACCCCCCGGAACUCAAGAAAAUCGGCAGCGGGGGUCCAAUCCCGAUUGCUCAUGCGGAUCUUAUCCCGGAAAUGAAAGGUUUCCGGGACCUCCUGACCACAGCCUGGAAAUCUACCGGCCAACCCCUCACCGAGAAUAUAUUUGAUGGGGAGAUGCUUGGCCUGGCACACAGUGUCAACACUAUCUAUAAGGGCCGUCGCUCAGGUAGCUUCCUCGCCGUCGCGGAUAAGCAGAACAUCACUAUCCUUCCCGAGGUGCACUCAAAGCGUCUAAUUAUUGAUGAUGCUGAUCGCACUGCCAAGGGUGUGACGGUGAUCACAGGUACUGGACAAGAACUUAGCUUUUAUGCCACCCGUGAAGUUAUCGUCUCUCAGGGUGUUUUUGAAACCCCGAAGCUCCUGAUGCUUAGUGGCAUUGGACCAGCUCCUGAGCUAGCGAAGCAUAAUAUCCCUGUGAUUGUCGACUCGCGCCAUGUUGGCCAGCACCUGUUGGAUCACCCUGGUGUCCCCUUCGUGCUUCGUCUGAAGGAUAGCUUCUCAAUGGAUAGUCACGUUUUGCGCAAGGGUCCUCUGCAGAACCAAGUUUUGGCAGCUUAUUCCAAGGGCCAUGCUGGCCCUAUGGGAUCGCCCUUCCUCGAGAUGAUCGGUUUCCCUCGCAUCGACAAGUACUUGGAGAAGUCCCCCGAGUACCGCCAGGCCAAGGCUGCUAAUGAUGGCCGCGACCCAUUCUGUCCGUAUGGCCAACCUCAUUUUGAGCUUGACUUUAUUCCUCUUUUUGGUAGUGCCUUCCAGUGGCACUUUCCACACCCUAAGAAAGGAAGCUAUAUGACCGUCAUGGUGGAUCUUGUGCGUCCCGUUUCUGAGGGUGGUGAGGUUACAUUGAACAGCGCCGAUCCCCUGCAGCAGGCCAACAUUAAUUUGAAUUAUUUCAAUAAUGACCUUGAUAUUAUUGCCAUUCGCGAAGGAAUUCGAUUCGCCUACGAUGUUCUCAAGAAUGGCGAAGGAUUCAAGGAUAUUGUCGAGGACGAGUAUCCUUGGGAGAUGCCGCUGGAAGACGACGAAGCGAUGAAGAGAACUGUCUUGGAUCGUUCUCAGACCUCCUUCCACCCUUGUGGUACUGCCCGUCUGUCCAAGAACGUCCAACAAGGUGUAGUGGACCCCAGUCUGAAGGUCCACGGAAUCAAGAACCUCCGUGUGAUUGAUGCUUCUGUCAUCCCUGUGAUUCCGGAUUGCCGGAUUCAAAACUCGGUUUACAUGGUGGCGGAGAAAGGCGCCGAUGCUAUCAAGCGUGAGCAUGGAGACCUUUACCAUUAG